Gossypium raimondii (Peruvian cotton) is the source of this 3590-nucleotide messenger RNA. RefSeq lists its product as hypothetical. Gene Ontology annotation, molecular function: calcium ion binding; alpha-amylase activity. The record is from RefSeq and is a predicted model, not a curated record. The coding region runs from base 273 to 3251 and encodes 992 amino acids. NCBI's taxonomy places the organism in Eukaryota, Viridiplantae, Streptophyta, Magnoliopsida, Malvales, Malvaceae. Gene Ontology annotation, biological process: carbohydrate metabolic process. The transcript has 16 exons.
UCUAAAAAGGCCACUCCACUUUUCUCUACCAUAGAAACUGCCUGACUCACCCCCUCCAUUUCCUCUCUCUUCCCUUUUCUUGUUUCCUCUGCAAAUGCUGAUCUCCAAACCCAAUUUCUCCUUUUUAUUUUCUCUUUUGUCUAAUAAAAUACUCGACCCUUCAACCUAUACAAUGAACUGAAUUCCCACAACUCUUUUCAGCUCAAUACAUAUCAGGGCAAUGUCUUCUUCUUCUUCUUCUUCUUUUUAAUUAUAACGCAGAAGAAAGCAAAAUGGGUGUUUUUGUAUUACCAAGUUCAGCCUUUGGGGUGCUUCUUCCCCACUUCCCUGUUGUUUCAUUAGGCACGCCACGUGGGCAGUUUCAUUUAGUCUUGGGAGGCUCUUCUAACAGGAAAAGGAAGAAUUUACUUACUGGAAACUGGCAGUGCAGACCAAGAAUAGUUGUUGCCUCAAAUAGGGAUGAUUCCAAAGACAAUGUCACAGAUGAUGAGGAUGGUUCUUUGUUGGGGAGUUAUGAAAUGUUGGAGAUGAAAGAGGAUGAGUUAGUGGAGGCGAGAAAGGCUCUUUCUGAGGUUAAGGCCAGACAAGCAGCCCUUGAAAAAGAAAGAGAUCAAUUGCUUGAAGACUUUGCUAGUUCUGAGGCUAAACAGAAGGAAUAUGUGGCUUCCGUUUUACAUGACAAAGAAUUGGCUGUUUCAGAACUGGAGUCGACCAAAUCUCUAUUCCAUCAGAAGCUGCAGGAGUCAGUGAAAGAGAAAUUUGCGUUGGAAUCUAAGUUGGUUCUUGCAAGACAAGAUGCUGUUGAACUUGCAGUACAAGUUGAAAAGUUAGCGGAGGUUGCUUUCCGACAGGCCACAUCUCACAUAUUAGAAGAUGCCAAGCUGAGGGUUUCAGCUGCAGAAACCUUGGCUGCUGAGUCUGCUUUUCAAAUUGACGAACAGAUAAGAAAAUCAACCGAAGGUACUAUAUUCUCAAUUAUAGUGGAGUCUAAAGAUGCUAUAAAUAAGGCCCUUGAUGUGGCAGAAAAUGCCAUUGAUGAGGCUACACAAGCUGUAGCAGUAUUCACUGACGCUGUAAAUCCCAUUGAUGUUAUUGCUUCUGCUCAGUCUGAGAAUAUUAAGUUACAAGGUGCUGUCAGUGAUUUAGAAGCUCAACUAUUGGUUUCAGAGAGUGAGCUUGAUAGGUUGAAACUGGAGUUGCAACAGGCCCAAGUACAAGCAAAUGCAGCUGAACUCCGAUCCAGUAAUGCUGAGAAGGCAUUGCUUGAAUUCCAAGAGUUGAGUAGGAAAAAGGCUCUUGAGCAGGAAGAGGAGAUUAGGUCUUUAUUGGAGAAAAUAAAGAAAGAAGCAGUUGAAAGAAAGAAGGUUUUGUCCAAGGCUUUUAAGGCUGAGUUGGAAAGCAUCAAGGCUGCUGUUGAUGCUUCCAAAGAAAUAACAUGUUCAAGAGAAAAUGCCUACAUGAGAAGAUGUGAAGCCCUGCAGAGGUCACUGAGGACAUCUGAGAGUGCUUUAAAGUUGUGGAGACAGAGAGCAGAGAUGGCACAGUCAUUGUUGUUGAAGGAAAGAUCAGAAAAGGAAGAUGAUGAAGACGUCAUCUAUAUAGCUAAUGGUGGGAGGAUAGACCUUUUGACUGAUGAUGAUUCACAGAAAUGGAAACUUCUUAGUUAUGGUCCACGUAAGGAGAUACCUCAGUGGAUGGCAAGAAGGAUUAGGAGCAUCCGUCCGAAGUUUCCUCCUAGAAAGACUGACAUAUCUAAAGCCUUAAAUUCCAAUUUUAAAUCGUUGGAAUUGCCCAAACUUGAUGAGGUUUGGUCUAUUGCUCAAGAAAAGCUAAGAGAAGGUGAUAUGCUUACUGAACAUGUUAUUGAAAAAGAAGUAAUAGAGAAGAAACGGAAAGCUUUGGAGCGAGCACUCCAGCGAAAGACAGUUAAAUGGAAGAGGAUUCCAGAAGAAACAAAAAUAGAGCCAGGAACUGGAACAGGACGAGAAAUUGUGUUCCAAGGUUUCAAUUGGGAAAGUUGGAGAAGGCAAUGGUACCAGGAGCUAGCUUUCAAGGCAGCUGAUUUAUCUCAUUCUGGGAUAACAGCAGUAUGGCUCCCACCACCAACACAAUCUGUUGCACCCCAAGGUUAUAUGCCUUCUGAUCUUUACAACUUGAACUCCUCAUAUGGAUCUGUCGAAGACCUGAAAUCUUGUAUAGAGGAAAUGCAUUCUCAGGAACUUCUGGCAUUGGGAGAUAUUGUGCUUAACCAUAGAUGCGCGCAUAAACAGAGUCCAAAUGGUGUCUGGAAUAUUUUUGGCGGCAAACUUGCAUGGGGGCCUGAAGCUAUUGUUUGUGAUGAUCCAAAUUUCCAGGGCCGUGGGAAUCCUUCAAGUGGUGAUAUCUUCCAUGCGGCACCAAAUGUUGAUCAUUCGCAGCACUUUGUGCGAAAAGAUGUAAAGGAAUGGUUAUACUGGCUCCGUAAUGAUAUUGGUUAUGAUGGGUGGCGGCUUGACUUUGUGAGAGGCUUCUCUGGAACCUUUGUGAAAGAAUAUAUAGAAGCUUCAAAUCCUGCAUUUGCUAUAGGAGAAUAUUGGGACAGUAUGGCUUAUGAACAUGGUAACUUAUGUUACAAUCAAGAUGCUCACCGGCAACGGAUAGUAAACUGGAUCAAUGCCACUGGUGGUACUUCCUCAGCUUUUGAUGUCACGACAAAGGGGAUACUCCACUCUGCUUUACAUGAUCAAUACUGGAGACUGAUAGAUCCUCAAGGAAAACCAACAGGAGUAAUGGGAUGGUGGCCUUCACGCGCAUGUACGUUUUUAGAGAACCAUGAUACGGGAUCUACCCAGGGUCACUGGCCUUUUCCCCGUGAUAAGCUUACACAAGGAUAUGCUUACAUCUUGACGCAUCCGGGAACUGUAAGUUGUCAUCAAAAUCUCUAUAUGAUUCUACACAUGGGCACAACCAGAACUCUGAGAAAUAUAUGUUCUUUUACACCUGUGAUAUUUUAUGACCACUUCUAUGAAUUUGGCAUCCGUGAUGUCUUGACGGAAUUAAUAGAAGCUCGAAGACGGGCUGGGAUCCACUGCCGAAGUUCUGUCAAGAUAUACCACGCCAAUACCGAAGGUUAUGUUGCUCAGGUCAGCAAUAUGCUAGUGAUCAAACUAGGGCAUUUCGAUUGGAAUCCUUCAAAGGAAAAUCAGUUGGAUGGGAGUUGGCAAAAGUUCAUUGAUAAAGGAGCAGAUUAUCAAAUUUGGUUAAGACAGUAAUUCAAUGAAAUCAGCAAAAAGGUUAGAAGUUAUCCUCUGCCACAUUAUCUCUACUUAUAGUAAUAGAAGAAUAUCUGCAAUAGUACACACACAAAAAUAAAAUAAAAUAACACACCCCCAUCUGCGUCGACUACAAUAUCAGCUUCAGCAAUGGCAACAUAAAACCUUGAACAAGGAUCGGGAACGGCCGCAUCUCUAUCAAGCAGCAUGGGAAUUAACGUUAUGGUUUACAGACGUUAUGGUUUAAGUCAAUAAAUCUGAUAUGCUGAUUUCAGCCAUUCUUAUGUACUUUUUUCAUGUUUAGUGCCAAUGCUUAAUUUUUUGUUGCUUUCUUGCAUA